AUGGGUGUCCUGUAGACGUGGUGACAUGUCUGAUAGUGAUGGGUGUCCUGUCUGUCCUGUAGACGUGGUGACAUGUCUGAUAGUGAUGGGUGUCCUGUAGACGUGGUGACAUGUCUGAUAGUGAUGGGUGUCCUGUAGACGUGGUAACAUGUCUGAUAGUGAUGGGUGUCCUGUAGACGUGGUGACAUGUCUGAUAGUGAUGGGUGUCCUGUAGACGUGGUGACAUGUCUGAUAGUGAUGGGUGUCCUGUAGACGUGGUAACAUGUCUGAUAGUGAUGGGUGUCCUGUCUGUCCUGUCUGUCCUGUAGACGUGGUGACAUGUCUGGCUCUGGACCUCUGUGGUAUCUACCUCAUAUCUGGUUCCAGAGACACAUCCUGUAUCGUGUGGCAGGUUCUACAGCAGGGUGAGUUCUCCAGUGGUCUCUCUCCUCGUCCAGUGCAGGUCCUCUGUGGACACGACCAGGAGGUCACCUGUGUGGCCAUCAGCACCGAGCUGGACAUGGCUGUCUCUGGGUCAAAGGAUGGUACUCUGAUAAUCCACAGUGUACGCCGUGGCCAGUUCCUCCGUACCCUGCGUCCGCCCGGUGAGAGCUGCCCAUCACCGGGUCACGGAGUUGCAGGUGGCACGGAGUGGCACAUCGUGGUACAGACCGGCCUGGAGGGACACACUGCUGGAAAG
Molecule: messenger RNA, 679 nt
Organism: Oncorhynchus masou masou (cherry salmon)
Lineage: Eukaryota; Metazoa; Chordata; Actinopteri; Salmoniformes; Salmonidae
Product: neurobeachin-like protein 2
Exons: 3
Biological process (GO): intracellular protein localization
Cellular component (GO): membrane; cytosol
Molecular function (GO): protein kinase binding
Source: RefSeq, a predicted model, not a curated record